Messenger RNA from Jatropha curcas, 1097 nucleotides. It is a transcript of the gene FHY1, whose product is annotated as Haloacid dehalogenase-like hydrolase (HAD) superfamily protein. Lineage: Eukaryota; Viridiplantae; Streptophyta; Magnoliopsida; Malpighiales; Euphorbiaceae. The record is from RefSeq and is a predicted model, not a curated record.
UUUUCAGUAAUUGACCAUUUUCUAUCACCAGAGUCUGAAAUGGUUGAUCGUAACGUAUCGUCAUUUGUCAGUAUACUACAAAAUCCUAAAACCAAAAGAUUGAAAAUCAGUUUUUGUUAUUCUUUUUUCUGGAUUUUGGAUACGUUAAUGGCAUUGAUGCUGAGAGCAACGACGGCAAUCACUUUCCCUUUGAAACUCUGUCCGUCUUGUACAAAAAUCCCUCUCAAUCACAAGAAAUCCAUGGCCUCCUUCGCCACAGAAGCGAACUUGCAGACUACCACUACAGAUAGGAAGCUUCCGAUACUCCUUUUUGACAUAAUGGACACCAUUGUUCGCGAUCCUUUUUAUCACGACGUCGCUCCGUUCUUUGGAAUGUCUUUCGAGGAACUGCUAGAAAGCAAGCACCCAACUGCAUGGACUGAGUUUGAAGAGGGGAUAAUUGAUGAGAUGGAGCUGUACAAAAAAUUCUUCAAAGAUGGAAGACCUUUUGAUUUGCAAGGGCUAAAAAAUUGUAUGAGGAGAGGAUACUCCUACAUAGAUGGUGUUGAACAGUUGCUUUAUGAUUUAAAACAAAAAAACUAUGAGAUGCAUGCUUUUACAAAUUAUCCCAUCUGGUACUACGAAAUGGAAUUUUUCUACCAUUGCUUUUGUGGUGAAAUGGCUCAUUAUCCUCAUCACAUUGUGAUUUAUAGGUACAAAAUGAUUGAGGAGGAGCUGAAUAUCUCAACAUACCUAUCUUGGACAUUUUGUUCGUGUAUAUCCGGAAAAAGGAAACCUGAUCUUGAUUCCUAUCUGGUAGUGCUAAGACAUCUUAAUGUUGAUCCAAUAAGCUGUAUUUUUGUUGAUGACAGGUUGAGAAACGUAGAGGGUGCAACUGAAGUUGGCAUCAUUGGCCUGCAUUUCAAAAAUGCAGAGACGCUGCGAAGAGAUCUCUCUCGAGUAGGGAUUGACAUAUCAACAGAUGAACAUAAUAAAAGGAAUGAUUAACCAAAGCUUUUAUACAAUAUAACUUUGAUUCAAAUUUAGCAACUCUUGUUAACUUUGAUUCAAAUUUGGAUAUGAAAUAAUAAUUCCCUAAUCUCAAGGCUUAAUUUGAA